UCGUCCCCCAAUCUCAUCUCUCCUCUCUAUUGGGAAAAUAACAACAGAGGCCUCCAAUCAUGAAUCACUCAACUUUUCACAUCCAGAAACCCUCAUCACAGAAACCUCAAAAACACACAACCAAGAGACUCACUGAGGAUCAAGUGAGAUUGUUGGAGUCGAGUUUUGACUCCAGCAAAAAACUUGAGCCAGAGCGAAAGCACCAGCUUUCGCGUCAGCUUGGAGUCCCUCCAAGACAAAUUGCAAUUUGGUAUCAAAACAAACGGGCCCGCUGGAAGAACCAAAGUCUGGAGCAUGACUACACCAUACUCCAGCUCCAGCUGGAGGCCACGUUAGCUGAAACCAGACACCUUCAAAAAGAAGUGGAACAACUCAAAUUUGAGCUUAAUAAGGUACAAGCAGAACAAACACGGCAACAUAAGUAUUAUGACAACAGUACUCAUCGACCUCUAAUGGAUUCUUCCUACUCUAAAUGUGGCGAGGAAGUUGGAAGCUCGUCGAGAAGCUUGGACGAUGAUGUCAACAAUUUGUAUUGCUAUGGGCAACAAGUUUAUGAAGUUGAAGAGAUGUAUGCUACUGCUUGUAUGAUGGGUUCUGAUCUUGGACUUUUCGGGCCAAAGAAGAACCUGUUUUAGAGAUUUAAUUUUCAUGGUUUAAUUACCAAAGUAGUAGUGUUUUACCGCAUUAUUCUAAUCUUGUAUGAAAACUAAUAAUACGAGUAGUACGUAGGACCAUCGUAUAAAAAUAUGUACUAUCUUACAUAUAGUCUUACAGCAUUAUUCACGUUGAAUA
Erigeron canadensis is the source of this 792-nucleotide messenger RNA. Its product is annotated as homeobox-leucine zipper protein ATHB-52-like. Bases 60 to 635 code for a protein of 191 amino acids. Gene Ontology annotation, molecular function: sequence-specific DNA binding; DNA-binding transcription factor activity, RNA polymerase II-specific. Gene Ontology annotation, cellular component: nucleus. The record is from RefSeq and is a predicted model, not a curated record. Gene Ontology annotation, biological process: positive regulation of DNA-templated transcription. The transcript has a single exon. Lineage: Eukaryota; Viridiplantae; Streptophyta; Magnoliopsida; Asterales; Asteraceae.